AUGGCUUCUAUUACGAACAAUUUAAUGGAAUCAGAUGAUGAUUAUAUUCCACCAGUUAAAUUAAAGAAGACUACAAAUGAGGAUGAUCAUAAUGAUUUAUAUUGUUUUGAAUGUCAUGAUGAAGGUGAUGUUAUUUGUUGUGAUUCAUGUCCACGUGUAUAUCAUUCCAAAUGUCUUGGAUUGACAACAUUACCUGAUGGUGAUUGGACAUGUCCUGAAUGUAAAAUUAUUCAAUCAUCAUCGAACAUAAAUAAUCCACGCAUAGAUGAGUUUCUUACUAUGUUAAAAUCUGCACUUCGUCGAAUGAAAUCUCACCCACAAUCUACACCAUUUAUGAAACCUGUUGAUUCUAAACAAGUUCCUGAAUAUCUUGAUUAUAUAAUUCAUCCAAUGGAUUUAGAAACAAUAGAAAAAAAUAUUGAUUUAAAAAAAUAUACAUCUACAGAUGCAUUUAUUGCUGAUAUUAAAUGGAUAACACAUAAUAGUCAAAGUAAAUUUACUACAAUUGCACGUGCACUUCUAAAAAUUGCUCGCCAUGAAAUGACUGAAAUUGAAAUUUGUUCAGAAUGUUAUUUACGUAGUGCACAACCUGUAUCAACAGAUUGGUUUGCUGAACCAUGUCGUAUUCCACAUACGUUAUGUUGGGCUAAAAUGAAAGGUUAUCAACCAUGGCCAGCUAAAGUUUUACGUAUUGUUAAUGAUGAAGUUGAUGUUCGUUUCUUUGGUCAACAUGAUCGAGCAUGGGUAUCAAUUAAUAAUUGUUAUGUUCUUUCAAAAGAAUAUCCAGGUGUAGAAAAGAAAAAAUCUAAUAUUAAUUUUGAAAAAAGUCUCACAGAAUUACAAACUCAUAUUGAUCGAUUAAAAACACUUUAUGGAUGUUUUACAUAUGCGCCACCGCAAACACCACUUAGUAAAACGAAACCGUUUAAAUUCGUUUCAAUUAUUGAUGAUUCUAUUCCACCUACUUAUGUUGCAACGAUGACUAAUAAUAAUGCACUUCGUUCUUCUAUCAAGUGUGUAAAACAACCACGUUCUCCUAUUCCAUCACAAACAACCGAAUCAAUUAUAAAUUUACAAACGGCUACUAAGCGGCCAAAUGAAAACUCUUAUGACCAACAGCAACAGCAAGAGUCAGUUAAACGAGCACGACUUUCAUCUCGACCUACAGAUGAUAAUAGUAUAAAUUCUAAUCGAAUUGUACUUCGAAUUCGAAAGCCAAGUGAAGAUUUAUCAAGCAGUCGAAGUGAAACAUCAAACAGUAGUAUUAGCGGUCAUCAAUUAACUGUUCAAAUAAAAGAGCCAUUAUCAACAUUAAGAGAAGAUGAUGAAGAUCAAAAUCAAUCUCAAUCAGAAAAUGUAUUUGAUAUUUUUAAUCAAACNUAA
Rotaria sp. Silwood2 is the source of this 1383-nucleotide messenger RNA. The record is from the annotation of a GenBank genome assembly. Lineage: Eukaryota; Metazoa; Rotifera; Eurotatoria; Philodinida; Philodinidae.